UUGUCUUCGUUCCCCUGCGCAGUUUCCUGCAGACCCGGAAGUGGUUAUCGCGGAGCGAAGGUCGCCCUACGGGAGCGUGAGUUUCAUCUUUCUUGUUUAAACCUGCGCUUUGCGGUACGCCGUCCUCCAUACCUGGGUCUGAGGACUGACUUCUAAAGUCUCAUGAUGCCUGAGGAAAAAACCCAGACGAGGAGGAAGAGGAAAGAACAGGUAAUGGCUCUUUCUCAGGGACGGUUGACAUUCAAAGAUGUGGCCAUUGAAUUCACUCCCGAGGAGUGGGAGUGCUUGGACCCUGCUCAGAGGGCCUUGUACAGAGAAGUGAUGGUGGAGACCCUCAGAAACCUGCUCUCUGUGGAUACCUCUCCUAGACGUGUGAUGAAGGGAUCAGCACCAAAACAGAGCAGUCACACAGGAGGGAUCCUGCAGACAGCGUUGUCAGAAAGGCACAAAAGCCAUGACACCAAGGACCAUGGCUGCCGGAAAAUCCAGAAAAAUGUGUUCUCACGGGAAAGUGAUAAAAGUAAUCAGAAGGGAGUACCUGCCACCCAUCCAAAAACUCUCAUUUGUCAAAGAGACGAAGGAAACAAGCCAAUUGAAAGCAGGCUGGCACUCAGCUUUCCGUCAUAUCUGACUGGACUGCCCGUCUUCCCAGCCGAAGGGCAGUUUUAUGUGUAUCAUCAGGUUGAGAAGGCUGACAACACAGGAGCCUCCUUUUCAGUACUUCCAAGAAUUGUUCCUACUGUCCAGAUCAACGUUUCUAAUGGAUACGGGAUCAGUUUCUGGCAUUCUCCGUUACUCAUACAAGACCAGAAAGCACAUGUUCGGGAAGACCCUUACAGACGCAACCCGGAUGACAAAGCAGUUCAUGACAGCUCCCAGCGCCCCAGCCGUCAGGCGACCCAUGGAGGGGUGAGGCCUCACACAUGUAACGUGUGUGGCAAAGCCUUUCAUCAGAGCUCACAUCUCACUCGACAUCAAAGAAUCCACACAAGAGGGAAGCAUCACAAGUGUGAAGAGUGUGGUAAGGGCUUUAGUUACAGUUCACACCUUGUACGCCACCGCAGAAUCCAUACCGGAGAGAGACCUUACCAGUGCAGCGAGUGCGACAAAGCCUUCAGUGUGCUUUCAAGUCUUAUUUAUCACCAGGUCGUCCACACUAGAGAGAAACCUUACAAAUGUAAUGAAUGCGACAAAGUCUUCAGUCAGAGUUCAAGCCUUACCAAUCAUCGCAGAAUCCAUACCGGAGAGAAACCUUACAAAUGUGAUCAAUGUGGCAAAGCCUUUAACCAGAGCUCGCAUCUCACCAGACAUCAGGUCAUGCACACCGGAGAGAAGCCUUACAAGUGUGAUGAGUGUGGCAAGGUCUUCACUCAGAACUCUAGCCUUGUAAGUCACCGGAGAAUUCACACUGGGGAGAAACCCUACCAGUGUAACGAGUGUGGCAAAGCAUUUGGUGUGUAUUCGAGUCUGACUUAUCAUCAGGUAACCCACACUAGAGAGAAACCUUACAAAUGUAAUGAAUGUGGCAAGGUCUUCAGUCAGAGUUCAAGCCUUCCCAGUCAUCGCAGGAUUCAUACUGGAGAGAAACCGUACAAAUGUGAUCAGUGUGGCAAAUCCUUUAUUCACUGCUCAAACUUCAAUAGACAUAAGAAAAUCCAUACUGGAGAGAAACCUUACAAAUGUGACGAAUGUGGCAAGGUCUUCACUCAAAACUCAAGCCUCAUGAAUCAUCGGAGAAUUCAUGCUAGGGAGUGACCUGACCAAUGUGAUGAGUGUCACAAAGUGCUUGUUGUAAGUUCUACCAUAAAUUGACACCAGAGAGUCCGUACUAAAGAGAAAUUAUAUCAGUGUAACAUACAGGACAGAGGACUUAUACAGAUUCAUAGCUCACAAGACAUCCAGAAUCUAUACCUUCAGCAGUUGACUGUCGAGGAUGUGGCCAUCGAAUUCACUCCUGAGGAGUGGAAAUGCCUGGCCCCUGCACAGAGGACUUUGUACUGGGACGUAAUGCUGGAGACCUGCAGGAACCUGCUCUCUGUGGAUAUCUCUCCCAUACAUAUUAUCAAGAAAUUACAACCAAAGGAGAACACUAACUCAACAGAUACAUUCCAAACAGUGAUUUUGGGAAGACAUGAAAGCCAUGGAGUCAAAGAUUUUUACUUAAGGGAAAUCCAAGGCAAUAUGCUUGAGUUUGAGUGUCAGUGGAGAGAUGAUGAAAGAAAUUACAAAGGAGUGCUUGUAACCCAUGAUGAAAAGUUCACUGAUAGAAAAGAUCAAUGUGGUAGAAGCAAUGCAGGAAACAAACCAACUGAAAAUAAACUUGCAUUAAGCUUUCAGGAUGAAUUGCAGAUUUUUCGAAUGGAAAGGAAAAUUUUUGAAUGUAAUCAAGUUGAAAAGGUUAUCAACAAUAGUUCCUCAAUUUCAGCUCUCCAAAGAAUUCCUCCUAAUAUCCAAACCAACACUUCUAACAUGUAUGGGAAUGAUUUUAUCCAUUCUUCAAUACUAACAAAAGACCAUAAAGUACAUAGGGAAAAACCUUACAGGUGUAAUGACUGUGACAAAACCUUUACUCAUGUCUCACACCUCACUAAACAUCGGGUAGUCCAUACAGGAGAGAGGCCAUACAAAUGUGAUACAUGUGGCAAGGACUUCAGUCAGAGUUCGAACCUUGCAACUCAUCGGAGAAUUCAUACUGGAGAGAAACCUUACAAAUGUAAUGAGUGUGGCAAGGUUUUUAAUAGAAAAUCAAACCUUGAAACUCAUCAGAGAAUUCAUACUGGAGAGAAACCAUACAAAUGUAAUGUGUGUGGCAAAGCCUUUAGGGUGUGUUCAAGCCUCAGGAGCCAUCAAGUAAUCCAUACUGGAGAGAAGCGUUACCGUUGUAGUAAAUGUAACAAGGCUUUUUCCCGUAAUUCCAAGCUUCUAAAACAUCAAAGAAUUCAUACUCGAGGGCAGCCCUACAAAUGUGAUGCAUGCGACAAAGCCUUUAUUUUGCGAUCAAGCCUAAUCAACCAUCAGGUAGUCCAUACUAGAGGGAAGUCUUACCCAUGUAAUGAAUGUGGCAAGACGUUCAUCAAACAUUCACACCUUAGGCUUCAUGAGAGAAUUCAUACUGGAGAGAAGCCAUACAAGUGUACUGAAUGUGGCAAGGGCUUCAGGCAAUGGUCUGAUAUCAGAAUUCACCAAAGAAUCCAUGCUGGAGAGAAACCUUUCAAAUGUAGCGAGUGUGGCAAAUCCUUUACUCGGAGUUCACACCUCACUAGACAUCAAACCAUCCAUACUGGAGAGAAACCAUAUAAAUGUGAGGUCUGUGACAAGGUCUUCAGUCGGAAUUCACAUCUUGCAGGUCAUCGGAGAAUUCAUACCGGGGAAAAACCUUACAAAUGUAAUGAGUGUGGGAAAGCCUUUAGUGAUCGUUCAAGCCUAACUUACCAUCAGGUAAUUCAUACUGGAGAGAAGUCUUACAAAUGUAAUGAAUGUGGCAAAGCUUUUAUUAAGCCUUCAUAUCUUAGGCAUCAUGAGAGGAUUCAUACUGGAGAGAGGCCAUACAAGUGUACUGAAUGUGGCAAGGCUUUUAUCAAGCCUUCACAUCUUAGGUAUCAUGAGAGGAUUCAUACUGGAGAAAAACCAUACAAGUGUACUGAAUGUGGCAAGGCCUUUCAGCAAUGGUCUGACAUCACUAUUCACCAAAGAAUUCAUGCUGGAGAUAAAUCAUAGAAAUGUAGCAAGUAGUGUGGCAAAUCCUUUAGCCAUUGAAGCCUCAGUAAACACCAGGUGACCCAUACUGGAAAGAGACUUUACAAUGAAUGUGGCAGGGCUUUUAGCAGGUGUUCACACCUUAGGCUUCAUGAGAGUAUUCAUACUGGAGAGAAAUCAUACCAAUGUAUUGAGUAUGGCACAGCCUUUAGACAAUAAUCCUACCUCAGGAUUCACCAAAGAACUCAUUCUGGAGAGAAACCUUACCAAUUCCAUGAGUGUGGAAAAACUUUUGCUCAGGGCUUACACCUCACUAAUCAUCAGAUAAUCCAUAAUCUACAGGCUUACAGAUGUACUGAGUUUUGCAAGGCUUUUAGCUAUUGCCUUAAACUCCGGGUUCACCAAGUAAUCCAUACAAAACAAAUGUAAUGAAUGUGGCAAAGUUUCAAAUUAUUGCUCACUUUUCAUUAAAUAAAGGGAUCUGUAUUCUGGAGUGAAAGCACACAAGUAUAGUGUGUGGCAAGGAUUUUACCCAUAUAGCAAACGUUGGGGGACAAUACAGGAUUGACACCUUCAAAAUGCAAUAAACAUGGUAAAGACUUUCCCUUGAAUUCAAAUAUCAUGCAACAACAGACUCUAUAUUGGAGAGAAAUCACUAGACUUAAGAAUAUACAUCCUUGAGAGAAGCCACCAAAAAAUAAUGUGCAUGCUAGUUAACAGUUCAAGAUGGUGGAGUAGAAGGACAAGUGUUCAUCUUCUCCUGCAAGAGCACCAACAUUGCAACUAGCUGUUGAACAACCAUCAACAGGAGGACAUUGGUCCAAAGACCAAGAAGCCACAAGGAGACGGUAGGAGGGGUGGAAACACUAUAAAAUCAAAUCCCAUACUGGCUGGAUGGGCGAUGUACAAACUGAAGAACAAUAAUACCAAAGAAGUUCUCCCACUGUAGGGAGAGUUCUGAGCCCCACCUCAGGCUUCCCAGCCUGGGGAUCUAACAAAGGAACUGGGAAUACCCAGGGAAUCUGACUUUGAAGGCCAGUGGGAUUUGAUUAUAGAACUUCCAUAGGACUGGGGGAAACAGAUUUCACUCUUGGAGGGCAUAAACAAAAUCUUGGCAUGCACCAAGACCCAAGGGAAAGGAGCAGUGACCCCAUAGGAGACUGAACCAGACCUACCUGCUGGAGUUGGAGGGUCUUCUCUGGAGCCAUGGGUCAAAAAUGGCUCGCCAUGGGGGCAGGGUCACUGACAGCAGCAGUCUAGGAAGGUCCCCCUUGGUGUUAGUCCUCUUGGAGGUCACCAUUAACCUGACCAUAAACCCCAGAGCUGGGUCGCCUCAGGCCGAACAACCAACAGGGAGGGAGCACAACCCCACCCAUCAGCACAUAAUUGGAUUAAAGUUUUACUUGGUAAGGCCCUGCCCACCAGAGUGGACCCAGUUUUUCCCACUCAGUCCUUCCCAUCAAGAAUCUUACACAAAUCUUUUAGCCUCAUCUACCAGAGGGCAUAUAGAAGAAACAAGGAGAACCACAAUUCUAUAGCAGCUAGAACAAAAGCCACAUUACUCUAAGUUAAUUAGGAUGAAAAAGAAGAAUUAUGUCACAAAUGAAGGGACAAGAUAAAACCCCCAAAAAAACAACUAAAUGAAGUGGAGAUAGACAACCUUCCAGAUUAUUCAUGAUUCAGAAUAAUCAUGAAGAUGAUCCGGGAUCUCAGAAAUAUAAUGAGAAGAUGCAAAAAAAUGUUUACCGAAGAACUAAAGAACAAACCAACAGAGUUGAACAAUACAGUAGAAAGGAUCAAUAGGAGAAUAACUGAGGCAGAAGAACGGAUAAAUGACCUGGAGUUAAGAAUGGUGGAAAUCACUUCUGCAGAACAGAA
Messenger RNA from Odocoileus virginianus texanus, 5574 nucleotides. The record is from RefSeq and is a predicted model, not a curated record. Lineage: Eukaryota; Metazoa; Chordata; Mammalia; Artiodactyla; Cervidae.